Molecule: messenger RNA, 417 nt
Organism: Aspergillus nidulans FGSC A4
Lineage: Eukaryota; Fungi; Ascomycota; Eurotiomycetes; Eurotiales; Aspergillaceae
Product: putative isochorismatase family hydrolase
Exons: 4
Coding region: 1-417 (138 amino acids)
Source: RefSeq, a predicted model, not a curated record
AUGUCCUCCCAAUCUUUCCGCCAGAUCAUCGGCCUGGCGCCCUCAACCGCCACAAUCACCGACUCCACGCUUAUCAUCGUCGACGCACAGAACGAGUACGCCCAGGGUCUUCUCAGAGUCCAAGAGGUCGACCAGAGCCGAAAAGUAAUUGCCGAUCUUCUCUCCCGGUACCGAUACAUGGCGCAUGUCUGUGUGUCGACUACGGCUAGGACGGGCGCGGAGUUGGGAUACGAUGUGCUUGUUGUAAGGGACGGGGUUAGCGAUAGGGCUAUUCCCGGGGUGGAGGCGAAUGUCCUCGUUGAUGUGGCGCUAAAGGAGGUCACAGAUGCGUUUGGGACAGUGAUUGCGUCUGGGGAGAUUAAAGGGGUAAUAUAUCCUGUUAUAUUCCUCUAUCUUUAUAUACAGGAUCUUAUCUAA